Molecule: messenger RNA, 871 nt
Organism: Nematolebias whitei (Rio pearlfish)
Lineage: Eukaryota; Metazoa; Chordata; Actinopteri; Cyprinodontiformes; Rivulidae
Product: beta-galactoside-binding lectin
Exons: 4
Coding region: 71-469 (132 amino acids)
Molecular function (GO): galactoside binding; carbohydrate binding; laminin binding
Source: RefSeq, a predicted model, not a curated record
ACAGAGGCGAGGUCCUGCAGCUCACACACUUUGUUUCAGCUCUACUUGACCACCUUCAUCUGCAACAAUUAUGGCAACCUUAAAGAACAUGUUCUUCAGUGUUGGACAAACCCUGACUAUUGCUGGAGUGGCUCAACCUGACGCUACAAACUUUCAGGUAAACAUCGGCCCUAAUGAGCAAGAUAUUACUCUGCACUUCAACCCUCGUUUUAACGCCCAUGGAGAUGAGAAUGCCAUCGUGUGCAACUCGUAUGAAGGAGGCAAUUGGUGUGAGGAGGUUCGCAUGGAGGGCUUUCCUUUCCACCAAGGAGAGGAAUUCAAGAUAGUCAUUGAAUUCACUCCUACAGAGUUUGUUGUGACUUUAGAAGAUGGCUCUACUAUCUCCUUUCCAAACCGCUUGGGAGCAGAGAAAUACUCUGUCAUCAGCUUUGAUGGAGAUGCUAGCAUCAGAAGCGUUGAGGUCAAGUAAAACCUCCAUCGUCCCAAGGGUCUGUGGACUGAACCACAAAUAUUGCGCUACUCAACUUUUUCAAAAUCUACCAAAGAAUUGACACCGGCUUAGCAUUUUUAUCACAUGGAAACAUUGUUGACGCCAUGUGCAAGCAAUGCAUAGAUGUUACAAAUGGUACCUUCUGCAUAGAAAAUCUGUAUACAGCAGGUGGAAUGGCUGAGCAGAAAACUAUUGGUGAAAAGCACUCGUUAUUUUUGUCGUUAUUAACAUCGCCGUUUUCAAAUUUUAUUUCAAAAGAACCAAAAGGAAUGUAUAAUUUUAUAUAUUUGACAUUCCAUGAAAAUGUGUUCAGGUGUGACACCAUCUAACACGUUUAACACAUGUUUUCUGGCACAAUAAAAACUGUUCAUGAGCAGGAAA